AUGUCUGAAUCAAGGAUAGUAUCCUUAUCACCAAUGUUGCUGGUUCUUCUAAUGGCUUCAUUCUUCGACACCACAGCUGGACAAAUCGGAGUAUGCUACGGGAUGUUAGGCCCAAAUCCAUCGGACGUUGUGGCUCUUUACAAGCAGAGAAACAUCCAGCGGAUGCGGCUUUACGCUCCGGACCCAGAAGCUCUCAACGCUCUUCGCAACUCCGACAUCGAGCUCAUCCUCGAACGAGGUACAUCACGGUCGGAAAUGAGGUGAAACCCUCGGAGCCAGCUGGGAGGAUUCUCUUCCAGGCAAUGCAGAACAUCGAUAAGGCGGUUUCUGGAGCAGGCCUUGGGAUCAAGGUGUCGACGGCUAUAGACAUGGGAGCCACCAUGGACACGUACCCUCCGUCUCACGGAAGAUUCAGAGAUGACUAUAUCAGCUUUCUCCAACCGGUGAUAGAUUUCUUGGUAAGCAAGCAAUCUCCUCUGCUCCUAAAUAACUACCCUUACUUCGGCUACAAGGACAACAUGGACACCAUCCCUCUAGAGUACGCUCUGUUCGCUUCACCAUCCAGUCUAGUCAAUGACGACCAGUACGCUUACCAAAACCUCUUUGACGCCAAUCUUGACGCAGUCUACGCAGCAUUGGAGAAAUCAGGUGGCGGAUCGUUGGAGAUCGUGGUGUCGGAGAGUGGUUGGCCCACGGAGGGAGGACCCGGGACUAGUGUACAAAAUGCGAUGACUUAUGUUAAUAAUUUGAUACAACAUGUGAGUACUACUGGAACUCCGAGAAAGCGAAGGAAACCUAUAGAGACUUAUAUAUUCGCUAUGUUUGAUGAGAAUAAGAAGGGUCCUCCUGAGCUUGAGAAGUUCUGGGGGAUGUUUCUUCCUAGUCAACAGCCUAAGUAUAAUGUUAAUUUCAUCUAUGAUUGAAGACACAUCUUGAAGAAGCAAGGGCUAGUAGUGAUGCAAUAAACUGCUAUUUAUCUAUUAUUUGAGUAUUAAAAAGUGGGAACUUGUUGUAACAAUAAAGAAUAAUGAGCCUUAA
This is a messenger RNA of Brassica oleracea var. oleracea, 1038 nucleotides long. Its product is annotated as glucan endo-1,3-beta-glucosidase, acidic isoform-like. Gene Ontology annotation, cellular component: plasma membrane; cell wall. Gene Ontology annotation, molecular function: hydrolase activity, hydrolyzing O-glycosyl compounds. NCBI's taxonomy places the organism in Eukaryota, Viridiplantae, Streptophyta, Magnoliopsida, Brassicales, Brassicaceae. The transcript has 2 exons. Gene Ontology annotation, biological process: carbohydrate metabolic process. The record is from RefSeq and is a predicted model, not a curated record. The coding region runs from base 93 to 923 and encodes 276 amino acids.